Messenger RNA from Nannospalax galili (Upper Galilee mountains blind mole rat), 1095 nucleotides. Its product is annotated as interferon-induced very large GTPase 1-like. The record is from RefSeq and is a predicted model, not a curated record. The transcript has a single exon. The annotation marks the transcript as partial. Lineage: Eukaryota; Metazoa; Chordata; Mammalia; Rodentia; Spalacidae.
CUCCGAGAAGCAGAGCAGCCAGACAUGCAGCUCCUGCUGCUCUCCGUUGCAGCUGCUGCAGGCUACCAGUGGAAAACCGGUAUCUUUCAGCCUCUCCUGGGGUGUGAGGAGGUAAACUUCCUACUGGAUGAAAUGCAAACUGUCCAACACAAAUAUCAGAUGCUCCAAAAUCUCCACAGCUACAGGGCUGUGGCAUUCCUGAUGCUCACAGCUCUGACAGCCACAGCUGGAGUCACAGCCAUUUCUACAGAAGAGAAAGCACAACGCUUGGCAUUAGUAAAACAACACACGGAAAAGUCAUUGUCUGCAGAAAUUAUCCAUGUCCUCACAAAAUUUGAAACAAGUCAUGACUGGGAAAGUCUAGAGAACAACCUAAGAUUACUCGUUGAUGGAGAUUUUGAAGACACCAACCCUUCAUUGCAGAUGGGUGAAGUGAAAAAACAAUUAGAGAGUCUCUGCCAUAAAAAGAAAGAGUCUAAUAAACAGCAAAAUAAUGAAAACAAUAAAACAGAAGUGAUGGAAAACCAAGCGUUGCUGGACUUACUCCAUCGCCUAGGCCUAGAAUGUUACUACCCAAAAAAGAUGAACAGAGCUAAAUUCCAUCAGAUCUAUAAGACUUCUGUGCACAACACCCAGCCCAAAUCUGAAGAGGAGCUUCCCUUCUAUUUCCUGCAAAAGCUACUGAUGCUGGACUAUGGAAUGAGAUAUUUGAUCUUCAAAGACACAGGAAAUGCAGAAACUCAAGAAACAUUAAGUCCCACCAACGAGGAAAAUUUGGCUUUUGAUCCAUAUGAAGAGUUCUAUGAAGACACUCCCGAUGACACUAAUCCUUCAGCUACUAAGUCUGAGCCACACAUUCAUCCGAUGGAUAUCCAGAUGGCCCUUUUCCAUUGUGCAGACAACUUUGCCAGGCAGUACAUUUUGGCAAAACUUGCCAUGUGUCAGUAUGCACUCCCCCUAAUAGUACCCAAUCCCAACUGUUCUCAAAUUGAAUCCUUUCUCUGGUCUCUCAGACAAAUUAGAAGAAGUUGGAAAGAUGCAAGUAAAUCACCACAGGACAAGAGCUACAGUCACAAGAAUCAGCCGAUGUGCAGU